Messenger RNA from Dictyostelium discoideum AX4, 1071 nucleotides. RefSeq names its product syntaxin 7 (gene syn7A). The record is from RefSeq and is a predicted model, not a curated record. NCBI's taxonomy places the organism in Eukaryota, Evosea, Eumycetozoa, Dictyosteliales, Dictyosteliaceae. Gene Ontology annotation, biological process: intracellular protein transport; vesicle-mediated transport. Gene Ontology annotation, molecular function: SNAP receptor activity. Gene Ontology annotation, cellular component: endosome membrane; membrane. The coding region runs from base 1 to 1071 and encodes 356 amino acids. The transcript is spliced from 3 exons.
AUGUACAACAAUAAUAAUAAUUUUGGUGGAGGUGGUUAUAAUCAAGGUGGAGGAUAUAACAGUGGUGGAUAUAAUAAUAAUGGCGGUGGAUAUAAUAAUAAUAAUGGUGGAUAUAAUAAUAAUAAUAAUAAUAAUGGUGGAUAUAAUAAUAACAGACCUCAACAACAACAACAACAACAACAACAAUAUGUAAAUAAUAAUAAUAAUAGUUUUGAUAAUAAUGGUUACGGAGGCGAUGAUGAUGUCACAAAUAAUUCUGACUAUCAAUCAACUACUAGAAAUAUUCAACAAAUUCAAAAUGCUGUACAAAUAUUAACUAAAUUAGUUCAACUAUUGGGUACACCAAAAGAUUCAAUGGAUACUAGAGAAAAAAUCCGUAAUUGUGUUGAUUCAACAACUCAUUUAAUUUCAUCAGAAUCUGGCAAGGUUAAAAACCUUACAUCUUUAGCAAGUCGUUCACGUGAUUCAAAAAAUAAAUUAUUAUAUCAAAAAUUAGUUAAAGAAUUUAAUAAUUGUUUACAACAAUUUAAAGAUAUUGCACAAGUUGCAACUAAAAAAGAGAAAACAACACCAUUACCAGUUGCACCAGAUCAUCAACAACCAACAACAUUUGGAAGAAACAACAACAGCAAUAAUAAUAAUCAAAAUAAUCACUUUUUAAAUAAUCAACAACCAUAUUAUGAUGAUGAUAAUAGAGAGGACGAACAUCAAAGUUUGAUGGAAUCAUCACGUAGACAACAAUUGGCACAAAUUGAGGCAGAAAGAGAAUAUCAAAAUUCAAUCAUUCAAGAAAGAGAUGAAGGUAUUCGUAAGAUUGAACAAUCGAUCGUUGAGAUUAAUGAAAUCUUUGUAGAUUUAUCAGGUUUGGUUGCAGAGCAAGGCGUUAUGAUUAAUACCAUUGAAGCUAGUCUUGAAUCAACUACUAUCAAUACAAAAGAGGGUGUCAAUCAUCUUAGAGAAGCAAGCAAAAAUCAAAAAUCCUCUAGAAAUAAAAUGUGUUGGAUUGUACUCAUUCUCUUAAUUGUUUGUGCUGUUUUAGGUGUUAUUUUAUUCUUUACUUUAAGAAAAUAG